Molecule: messenger RNA, 1084 nt
Organism: Dromiciops gliroides (monito del monte)
Lineage: Eukaryota; Metazoa; Chordata; Mammalia; Microbiotheria; Microbiotheriidae
Gene: PLAC8
Product: placenta associated 8
Exons: 6
Coding region: 275-616 (113 amino acids)
Biological process (GO): positive regulation of transcription by RNA polymerase II
Source: RefSeq, a predicted model, not a curated record
UCCUCCAUGCCACAAUCACACUCUGUAACUCCUCCUGGCCACUGAGUGCUUCCGAGCUUAUCCUUUCUUUCACUUCACUUGUAGGAGAAACAUUUGUACCUUCCCCCUGCCUUACAUAGGUUUCACUUCUACUGUGAACUCCAAGCAGAGAAGACCUCUCUCCAACUCUGCAGCUGGCUUUGGACCGAUGCCAGAGGGAGUCACAACCACACCUGUGUUACUUGAUCUCAUUUGGGGCCACCUGGCUGUGGGCUUUUAAGGACCUGACCCAAAAAUGCAACAAGUACAGCCAGUGGUCGUUGUAACCCAGCCGCAGAGGGGUGCUUAUCCACAGAGCUCCAAUUGGCAGACGGGUCUUCUGGAUUGUUUCAGCGACUGCGGAGUCUGCAUCUGUGGGACAUUCUGCACCCUCUGCCUCGCGUGUCAAGUGGCUUCUGACAUGAAUGAAUGCUGUUUGUGUGGAGCGAGCGUAGCCAUGAGGACCCUCUACCGUACCAGAUAUGGCAUCCCCGGAUCCAUUUGCAGUGACUUCAUGGUGACCACGUGCUGCACUGUGUGUUCUCUUUGCCAAAUUAAGAGAGACAUUAAUAAAAGGAGGGAAAUGAAUAUUUUCUGAAAGAGUCAAUGAUGACGUUUCUGUUUCUGAGGAAGCACCUGACAUCAGUUUUAACACCUGAAAAAAUUAUUUCUUUUAAGUAUUCCUCUAAUUCUUGCUCCUAAAUUGCUACAUACCAUAAAGAAGUUUAAUAAUGGGGGGCAGCUAGGUGGUGCAGUGGAUAGAGCACCGGCCCUGGAUUCAGGAGGACCUGAGUUCAAAUCCAGCCUCAGACACUUUACACACUUACUAGCUGGUGACCCUGGGCAAGUCACUUAACCCCAAUUGCCUCACCAAAAAAAAAAAAAAGUUUAAUCAUGAUGGAGCGAAUGCCGGUGAAGCUCUUCUUACUUUAAAUGAAAGUUUCCUCCUCAGGACCUUCAUUCAGAGGCUAAUCUGCAGCUUAGCUUGAAUCUCAUAACAAUUCUUGAUUUGUAACAUGUGGCUUGGUUUUGUAAAUGCAAAACAAAUAAAGAUUAUUCAGAAUAA